AUGGUUUUCCCUAUUAUCCCUCUGUACUCUCAAAAUCCAACUGGUUUUAUCAGUGAAAGACCUUACUUGACGCUUACUGGCCAAGCGCUUUUGAAAGCUAGUCAAUUGGGCAAAGAUACCAUUAAACAAUUUGUUUCAGAAUUUGGUUCCACUUUGAAUUUGGUUUCAGUUUUGGUGGAGACAUCUGAAUUAUUUAAUGAUGACGAUAUUGUGGAAUUGUUAAACAACGGAGUUACUACUCUUUUCUUGCAAGACGCCAAAUAUGCUAGUCGUUUAGUGGAAGAAGUUGGUGUUCCUGCUGAAAGAUUAGCGUUGCUUGAAGGGUCAGUUUACAAGAAUCAAUUUGGUGUAAAGAAUGAUUUCAAACUUGAAGAUAUUGUUCCUGUGGAAAAAUUAGAUUCCAAGAUUUUGACCCAGGCAAUUUUAUCCUCCGUAAGAACAGAUCGUACCGAUGGUCUCUACACUACACUUGUUGUGGAUACUUUUGAACGUUGUUUGGGUUUGGUGUAUUCCUCCAAGGAGUCUAUUGAACAAGCGGUGGAGAGACAAGUCGGUGUCUAUUACUCACGUUCUCGUAAGGAAAUUUGGGUUAAAGGUCUCACUUCUGGUAACACACAAAAACUGGUUUCCAUUCAAUUGGAUUGUGAUGCUGACGCUUUGAAAUUUGUCGUGGUACAAGAAGGUCGUAACUCAAGUUUUUGCCACUUGGAGACUGAAUCUUGCUUUGGUCAAUUCAAACAUGGAUUAGCUGGUUUGGAAAAGCUUUUGCAACAGAGAAAACUAAAUGCUCCACAAGGUUCUUAUACCAAUAGAUUGUUUAACGAUCCUGCGCUCUUGACCGCUAAGAUUAAGGAAGAAGCUGAAGAAUUGACAGAGGCAAAGGAUAGAAAUGAAUUGUCUUGGGAGGCUGCAGAUUUGUUCUAUUUUGCAUUGGCUAAAUUGGUUGCUAACGACGUUAGCCUGAAUGAUGUCGAGACCAAUUUGGAUAUGAAGCAUCUAAAAAUUACUAGAAGAAAAGGUGAUGCCAAACCAAAAUUUGUGGAAAAGAAACAAGAAUCAAAACCUGAAGCUGAAUCUCAAUCUGAAGCUCAGCAAGUGGAAACUUUAAGACUGGGAGUUUACCAAUCCGAGGAUAAGAAAUCUGUUGAUGAGGCUUUGAAAAGACCUAUUCAGAGAACUUCUCAAAUCAUGCAUUUGGUUAACCCAAUUAUAGACAACGUCAAGAAAAACGGUGAUAAAGCCAUUGUGGAAUAUGCUGCUAAAUUCGAUGGUGUACAACUGAAAAACUGUGUAAUAGAAGCACCUUUCCCCGAGGACUGUUUUGAAGGUCUAACACCUGAGUUGAAAGAAUCCUUGGAUCUAUCGAUGGAAAACGUUCGUAAAUUCCAUGCCGCACAAUUGGUCGAUACCAUGCAAGUAGAGACUCAACCAGGUGUCGUUUGCUCGAGAUUCGCUCGUCCUAUUGAAAAGGUGGGUCUCUACAUCCCCGGUGGUACAGCUGUGUUGCCAAGUACUGCUUUGAUGCUUGGUGUACCAGCUCAAGUGGCACAAUGUCGUGAAAUCGUGUUUGCAUCUCCACCUCGUAAAUCUGACGGUAAGAUUUCUCCAGAAGUCGCUUACAUCGCUCAGAAAGUGGGAGCUUCUAAGAUCGUUCUUGCAGGUGGUGCACAAGCUAUUGCUGCUAUGGCUUACGGUACCGAAUCAGUGCCUAAGGUGGAUAAGAUUUUGGGUCCUGGUAAUCAAUUUGUUACUGCUGCGAAGAUGUAUGUGCAAAACGACACCCAAGCUCUAUGUUCUAUCGACAUGCCAGCCGGUCCUAGUGAAGUGCUUGUUGUUUGUGAUGAAGAUGCCGAUGUGGAUUUUGUUGCAAGUGAUCUUUUGUCUCAAGCUGAACACGGUAUUGAUUCUCAAGUCAUUUUGAUUGGUGUUCAGUUGAGUGAAAAGAAAGUGGAACAGAUUCAAACUGCAGUCCGUCAACAAACUCUCCAAUUACCUCGUAAGGAUAUCGUUGUCAAAUGUAUUGCACACAGUGCUAUCAUAUUAUGUGGUAGUUACGAUGAAGCAUUUAAGAUUUCUAACCAAUAUGCACCAGAACAUCUGAUCUUACAAAUUAAAGAAGCUGCAAACUAUGUGAAAUUGGUCAACAACGCUGGUAGUGUUUUCGUCGGUGCAUACACGCCAGAAUCCUGUGGUGAUUACUCCAGUGGUACCAAUCACACCUUGCCUACUUACGGUUACGCUAGACAAUACAGUGGUGUUAACACAAGUACUUUCCAAAAAUACGUUACGGCUCAAAGCGUCUCCCCUCAAGGUUUGGACAACAUUGGUCGUGCGGUAAUGUCAGUUGCCAAGGUGGAAGGCCUUGAUGCCCACAGAAACGCUGUCAAGAUUAGAAUGAGUAAACUGGGACUUUUACCAGAGGGAUUCCAGUAA
Zygosaccharomyces rouxii is the source of this 2433-nucleotide messenger RNA. RefSeq names its product trifunctional histidinol dehydrogenase/phosphoribosyl-AMP cyclohydrolase/phosphoribosyl-ATP diphosphatase (gene HIS4). Gene Ontology annotation, molecular function: metal ion binding; phosphoribosyl-AMP cyclohydrolase activity; histidinol dehydrogenase activity. The coding region runs from base 1 to 2433 and encodes 810 amino acids. The transcript has a single exon. Gene Ontology annotation, biological process: L-histidine biosynthetic process. NCBI's taxonomy places the organism in Eukaryota, Fungi, Ascomycota, Saccharomycetes, Saccharomycetales, Saccharomycetaceae. Gene Ontology annotation, cellular component: cytoplasm. The record is from RefSeq and is a predicted model, not a curated record.